This is a messenger RNA of Exserohilum turcica Et28A, 2506 nucleotides long. RefSeq lists its product as uncharacterized. NCBI's taxonomy places the organism in Eukaryota, Fungi, Ascomycota, Dothideomycetes, Pleosporales, Pleosporaceae. The record is from RefSeq and is a predicted model, not a curated record. The coding region runs from base 7 to 2292 and encodes 761 amino acids. The transcript has 2 exons. Gene Ontology annotation, molecular function: 1-phosphatidylinositol 4-kinase activity. Gene Ontology annotation, biological process: Golgi organization; phosphatidylinositol phosphate biosynthetic process; endosome organization. Gene Ontology annotation, cellular component: fungal-type vacuole membrane; trans-Golgi network; endosome.
CUCGCAAUGCCAAAGGCCAAACGACCGCCGACGUCGGGCUAUGCCCGCAUCGCCCAAGCCGAAGAAGAGGACGACUCUGGCAGCGAGUUGGAGGGCGACUACCACCAGAGCUCCCUGGCCAACGCGCAGUUUGCCCCUAUACAGCCCCAGCGGACCUCGGGCAUGCGUAUCAACGGAUCCAGCCAGAAUUCGCCCAACCUCAAAAGCUCGCCCUUUGCACGACGCCCGCGCUCCAACUCGGGCGUCGACAUCAAGGCCAUCAACGCCCGCUUCGAGCGGUGGGCCGAGGAGAUUGCGCAAAAGUUCAAGAUCAAAAAGGGCCAGGAUGCGGCUGAAGACGAGCCGCUCGAGAUACACCACUCGGUCUUCCAAGCCCCCGAUUGGGUGCGCCCCGCCACGGCCGAGUCGCUCACGUUCGACUACGACGUCCCGUCGGACCGCCUGACGAAGCUCGAGUUCGACGACAUUGUAGAAAGCGUCCGCACGGCCAUUGAGAUGGAGGUGCAUCCCAAGCUCAUCACACAGGGCAGCUCAGGCAGCUACUUUGCACGCAACCCGCAGGGAAAGGUGGUGGGCGUCUUCAAGCCAAAGGACGAGGAGCCGUACGCGUCGCGGAAUCCAAAGUGGACAAAGUGGAUACAUCGCAACCUGUUUCCCUUCUUCUUUGGCCGCGCCUGUCUCAUCCCCAACCUCAGCUACGUCUCCGAAGCCGCCGCAUACGUCCUCGACACCCAGCUGCGCACCAACCUCGUGCCCUACACCGACAUUGUGGGCCUCUCGUCCAAAUCCUUCCACUACGAUUUCUGGGACAGGCGGGCCUAUUACCGGAAAAGAAAGCCGUUUCCCGAGAAGCUCGGUAGUUUCCAGGUGUUUUUGAAAGGCUUCAAGGAUGCUAACAUCUUCCUAAAAGAGAACCCCUGGCCGGACCAGCACGCGACGGGAUACAACGGGGACAGAGCGGCGCGCAAGAAGAAGCGGAGGUGGGCAGAGGACUGCAGACCAAGCGGAGCGCAGUCCGACGGCGAGGAUGACGAGGAACAAGCGAGCAUGAUGGAUCCGCACAGCCAACGGAGAGGCUUCUGGACACCAGCACUGCAACAGUCGUUCAGAGAGCAACUGGAGAAGCUGGUCAUCCUAGACUACAUUAUGCGGAACACGGACAGAGGGCUGGACAACUGGAUGAUCAAGAUCGACCACAAGACACAGCAAGCGACGAUUGUGGCGGAGCCCCCCAAGCUCGAGGAAGACGUGGAUGCCCAGGACCACCAGCCAAGCGCCUACACCAGGCAUUCCAUGGAGGCAUUGGACCCGUACGGACGACGAGAGCCGAUGCGUGCGGCUAGCCGGUCCAACACUCCCCAGCAAAGCGGGUCGACGCCUAGGGCGGUCAUCGGCGCAAUAGACAAUUCUCUAUCUUGGCCAUGGAAGCACCCAGAUGCCUGGCGCAGCUAUCCAUUUGGCUGGCUGUUUCUCCCCGUGUCCCUCAUUGGACAACCCUUCUCCGAAGCCACGCGUCGCCACUUUCUUCCUCUCCUCACCUCGAAGCAAUGGUGGAGCGAUACCCAAUCGGCCCUCCGCAAGUGCUUCUCGCAGGACGCCGACUUCAAGGAGCGCAUGUAUGCCAAGCAGAUUGCCGUUAUGAAGGGACAAGCCUGGAACGUGGUGGAAACACUCAAGACACCGGACCUGGGGCCUCUUGAGCUCACACGACGAGCGCGGGUAUGCGUGUGGGAUGACAUUGUGGAGAUACCGAUUGCCGUUCCACUGAGGGCGCCAUCUGCGGAAAUGCGGAAGCGGCAGCGAGGCAGGUCUCCCAGACUAGAAGAAGAGCAGGAGGAGAUGGAUAUCACGGCCAUCUCGACGCCACCACAGAAGCCGCAGCCAGACCUUCUCAUGAACUCGCCUCCGCUAGAAAAUGCAUCGGGCAACCGCUUCAACCUGGCGCGCGGCGCGUCGUCGCUCGACGUACGCCAGACCGAUGGCCGCGCCGAAUCGCCGGGCACCAGGAGCGAUGUAUACUCGGGCUCGCGGAACGUGGAUAGACAUGGCAAUGGGCGGCCAGUGCAACACUCGCGGAUGAGCUACGAGGCGCCUCGUCGGCAUGCUCGCGAUGCACGCCACCACCGGCGGUUUUCGCUAACGCAGGGGCGAGACAUUGAUGAUUACGGGUUUGACGACGAAGGCGAUCUGGGGUAUGCGGCCAACGAGGACAUGGAGGGGAACCGCAAAAAGGUGAUUGUGGAGCGGCUGGAGAUGGUCAAGGGGCGCAAUCCGGUCUUUACGUGGUGUUGAGCGGGGGCUGGAUUGUCGGCCAGGACAUGCAUUAUGAGAGCAACGAUUGUUUGCAUGGUGAGGGUAGGAUAUCAUGGCGCUGGCAUGGGCAUAGACGGGCGGGCUGGUUGCAUGGGCGGCGUUUUGCUGUUGUACAGACGGGCAUGUAACAAUGCUAAAAGGACGGUUGCACAGUUGUGCCUUGCACGUCCCCCACGCGCAGGGGUCAUUUGAG